AUGGCCGUCACGUCGUACCCGUCCAUCCAGCGCAUCGACCGAUCCGAUGUCGAGGGCAUCAUCAACGCCCUGACUAAGGACGGCGGUUGCAUCGUCAAGAACUUUACAGAUGCAGCCACCGUCGACCAGGUCAACGCUGAGACACGCCCAUAUUUAGACGCAGAUCUGCCCUGGAAGGGUGAUUUAUUCCCCCCCGAGACUCGCCGCUGUGCGAAUCUCGCCCGCCGCAGCAAGACAGUCCGCGAGAAGUGGCUCGUCGACCCCUUGAUCCGCGCCUGCAACGCCAAGUUCGUCGACAAGACGACGUCCAACUACUACGGCGAGACCAAGCACACGUACACCAGCGAGGCCGUGUGCAGCAUCGCCGUGACGUUUGAGAUUGGCCCCGGCGGCAAGGCACAGCGCCUGCAUCGCGACGACAAGAACUACCACGUGCACCACCCGGACCAGACGCAGACCGGCUACCAGGUCGGCACUGAUGUGAUGAUGGCGUUUCUGGUCCCGGGUGUCAAGACGACUGUCGAGAACGGCGCGACUCUGGCGAUCCCCGGAAGCCACCUCUGGAGUUCGGACCGCGUUCCCAAGACUGAAGAAGCCCUCUAUGCCGAGAUGGACAUUGGCGACUGCUGGAUCAUGCUCGGCGGACUGUAUCACGCCGGCGGCGCAAACGUAACCCAGCUCGAGAAGCGAUCAGUGCACGGCAUGUUCUUCAUUCGUGGCUACCUCCGACAGGAGGAAAACAUCUAUCUAGCAACCCCUCCAGAAGAAGUUCUGACUUGGUCUGAGAAGGCCCAGAAGGCACUCGGAUACACACUGUCCAGUCCGAAUAUUGGCUUUGUCGAGUUCUUUUCGCCCAUACCGUAUUUGAAGGGGGAGCGUAACACCAUGGGCGAUUUCGAUGCGUCGCAAGAGAAGAAGGAAUAAUUAUUUUGAUAGCGAUAGAAAUGUUAAACAC
Messenger RNA from Ilyonectria robusta, 955 nucleotides. RefSeq names its product phytanoyl-CoA dioxygenase family protein. The transcript has 2 exons. The record is from RefSeq and is a predicted model, not a curated record. NCBI's taxonomy places the organism in Eukaryota, Fungi, Ascomycota, Sordariomycetes, Hypocreales, Nectriaceae. The coding region runs from base 1 to 924 and encodes 307 amino acids.